Messenger RNA from Tachyglossus aculeatus (Australian echidna), 5586 nucleotides. It is a transcript of the gene GPATCH8, whose product is annotated as G-patch domain containing 8. The transcript has 8 exons. NCBI's taxonomy places the organism in Eukaryota, Metazoa, Chordata, Mammalia, Monotremata, Tachyglossidae. Gene Ontology annotation, cellular component: nucleus. Bases 220 to 4398 code for a protein of 1392 amino acids. The record is from RefSeq and is a predicted model, not a curated record.
UCCCGCUUCAACGAGGACCGGGAUUUCCAGGGCAAUCACUUCGAUCAGUACGAAGAAGGACACUUGGAAAUCGAACAGGCGUCGCUCGACAAGCCUAUAGAAUCGGAUAAUAUCGGACACCGCUUGCUCCAGAAACAUGGGUGGAAGCUGGGCCAGGGAUUGGGAAAAUCUCUUCAGGGGAGGACGGACCCCAUUCCGAUCGUCGUCAAGUAUGACGUCAUGGGCAUGGGCCGCAUGGAGAUGGAGCUCGAUUAUGCCGAAGAUGCGACGGAGCGGCGGCGGGUCCUGGAAGUGGAGAAGGAAGACACGGAAGAGCUGAGGCAGAAAUACAAGGACUACGUGGACAAAGAGAAGGCCAUCGCCAAGGCCCUGGAAGACCUCCGAGCCAACUUCUACUGCGAGCUGUGCGACAAGCAGUACCAGAAGCACCAGGAGUUCGACAACCACAUCAACUCGUACGACCACGCACACAAGCAGCGGCUGAAGGAUCUCAAGCAGAGGGAGUUUGCUCGCAAUGUCUCCUCGCGGUCCCGGAAGGACGAGAAGAAGCAGGAGAAGGCCCUGCGGCGGCUGCACGAGUUGGCUGAGCAGAGGAAGCAGGCCGAAUGCGCCCCCGGGAGCGGCCCCAUGUUCAAGCCGACCACGGUAGCCGUAGACGAAGAAGGGGGCGAGGAGGAAAAGGACGAGGCGGCCGGCGGCGGCAACAGCACCCAGCCGGCCUUCGGCCCGGCCCCCGAAUCGGCCGCCGACCGCGGCGGCGGGGCAGCGGCGGCCUCCGCUCCCGGCCCGGCCCCCCAGCCCCUCGGCUUCGGCGUGAAGAACCACCUGGGGACCCCGCUGCAAAAACUAGGGGUGUCGUUUUCCUUCGCCAAGAAGGCCCCCGUCAAACUGGAGUCGAUCGCCUCGGUCUUCAAGGAUCACGCGGAGGAGGGCGGCCCCGGGGACGAGCCCCCGGCCGAGGAGAAGGGCUCCGACCGCGCCGAGGGGGCCGCGCAGAAGGCCGGCGAGGCCGAGGGGGCGGGUCAGCCCGACGGCAAGAAGGCCGAGGAGGACGCGGCCGAGAAGGACGGCGGCUCCCUGGCCUCGACGUUGUCCAAGCUGAAGAAGCUGAAGCGGGAAGAGGGGGCCUCCUCCCUCGAGCCCGAAUACUACCACUACACCCCCCCAGCCCACUGCACGGUGAAGCCCAACUUCCCCUUCCUCCUCUUCAUGCGAGCCAGCGAGCAGAGGGAGGCCGACGGCGGCUCCAGCCCGAAGGCCGCCGGCUCUCCACGGCCCCGGGCCGGCCACAAGCCGGCCGCAAGCGAGACCUCGGGGGCACCGCCGCCCAAGGAGGCGGGCGGCGCCGGGCCCCCCGAGCCGAGGGGCAAGGCCGAGGCCAAAGGCGGACGAGGGGACCCGGGCCCCCCCGCCGGGGAUGGGCAGCCGCCGGCGGAGACCAAGGCGCCCGAGCCCGAAGGCCCGACGGAAGCCCCCCACCAGACCGUCCCCGGGGCCAGAGAUGACCCGGAAGGGCCCAGGCGGCCCACUGGGCCCUUCUUCCCGGUCCUGAGCAAGGACGAGAGCACGGCGCUCCAGUGGCCCUCCGAACUGCUCAUCUUCACCAAGACGGAGCCCUCCGUGUCCUACAGCUGCAACCCGCUCUACUUCGAUUUCAAGCUGUCGCGGAACCGGGAGGGUCGGGCGAGAGGCGGGGAGAAGCCCAAAGAGGCGGGGGACGGUUCGAAGGGGCCGCUCCAGCCCCAGGACCCCGGCGACCCGAGCAAGGACAGGGGGGCGGAGGGCGGGGGCCAUCCCGCCGGCGGGAAGGCGGGGGACGCCGCCCCCUCGGGAUCCGCCUGCAGCAGCCUGAGCCCGGCGGAGCCCGGCGGGAGCCGGGCGGAGGGAGCCGACAGCCUCCCCGGCAGGAAGGAGCAGGCGGGCAGGGCCCACCGCCACAAGAAGAAGAAGAAGCACAAAAAGUCGAGCAAGCGCAAGCGCAAGCACAAGGAAGACCCGGAGGAGAAGGGCGGCAGGGGCGAGGCCGGGGAGAAGGCCAAAAAGCGCAAGAAGCGCAAGCGCAAGAAGAGCAAGUCGUCGGGGCCCGGGGACUCGGAGCGGGGGCCCAAGCCGGAGCCGCCGGGCAGCGGGAGCCCGGCCCCGCCGCGGAGGCGCCGCCGCCCCCCGCCCGACGACUCUCAGAGGAGGUCGCUGCCGUCCGAAGAGGGGACCAGCGGCCAGAAGGAAGAGGGCGGCGGCGGGAGCGGGGGCGGAGGGGGCGGCGGCGGGGCCGCCCAGGACCACGGCGGCAAGAAGCGGAGGGCCGAGCCGCCGCCCUCGGCCCCCUCCACCCCGCCGGCCGCCUCCCGCGGCCGGGGGAGCCGGGCCGGCCGCCGCAGCGAAGAGGACGACGACGAGGGCGACGGCGACUCCGGCCCCUCUCGCCGGCCGUCCCCGGACAGCGAGGGCGACGAGGCGGACUCGGGCAGCGCCCGCUCGCGGAGCCGCUCCCGCUCCGCCCGGCGCUCCCCGUCCAGCAGCUCGGACGCGUCCUCGGACCGCAGCCGCUCCAGCCGGCCGCGGAGCUACUCGGACGACAGCGACUCCAGCGACUCCAGCGAGCGGGGGCGACGGGGGCGGCGGGAGCGGCGGGGCCGGCGGCGGCGGGCCAAGCGCUCGCGCGGCUCCGAGGACGCCUCGGACUCGGGCAGCUCGAAGCCCCGCUCGAAGCGGCGCAAGUACUCCUCCUCCUCGCCCCGCUCCCCGUCCUCCCCGUCGUCCCCGCCCUCCUCCUCCUCGUCCGAGGACGACGACGACGGGUCCAGCCGGAGCCGCGGCCGUUCCCGGAGCCGCUCGCGGGGCCGCUCACGCGGCCGCAGCCGCUGCAGCAGCCGCAGCAGCUGCAGCAGCCGCAGCAGCCGCAGCCCCGACAAGCGGCGGAGCCGCAGCGCCGCGGCGCGCGGCUGGCAACGCAGCCGCAGCUACAGCCGGGGGCGCAGCCGCGGACCCCGCAGCCCCUCGCUGCGGGCGGGCUUCCGGAAGGGCGCCGGGGGCCACGAGAGCCCCGAGGAGCGGCGCCCGGGCCGCCGGGACUUCAUCCGCGCCAAGAUCUACCGAUCCCAGUCCCCGCACUGCUUCCGGGCCGGCCGCGGCGACGACGGCAGGGGCCAGGACGGGGGCCCCGGCAGCCCCGAGGACCGGAACUCGCUCACCGCCAAGCUGCUGCUGGAGAAGAUCCAGGCGAGGAAGGCGGAGCCCAAGCCCGGAGGGACCGGAGAGGCCCCGGGGCCCGCGGCCGCCGCGGCCCAGGGAAGAGCGGGCCCGAAGCUGAAGGACCCGCCCCAGGGCUACUUCGGCCCCAAACUGCCCCCUUCCCUGGGCCACAAGCCAGUCCUCCCUCUCAUCGGGAAACUGCCGGCCCCCCGGAGGCCCGGCCCCAGGAAGAGCGAAGAGGCCGGGCCGGACCGGGAUGAGGAGCGGGAGCCGGAGGAGGAGCCGGACGAGGGGCCUCCGGGGGCCGCCGAGGCCCCCUUCGGGCCCCCGGAGGACGCCGAGGGCUCCCCGCCCUCCACCGCCCGCGAAGAGCCGGAGGAGGGACCCGCCGGAGCGGCCCCCGAGCCGCCCCCGGCCUCCGCCGCCGGCUACCCCCCCGGGGCCGGGGCCUCCCCGGAGCCCCUCGACGGGGACGGCGGGGCCGCCCCGCCGGAGCCCGGCCUGCCGCCUCCGGCCCCCGAGGCGGAGCCCUACGCGGGCUUCGCGCCCCCACCGGGGGAGCCCGGCCCCGAGGAGCCAGACGGGGCGGAGGCGGGGUCCCUGGCCCCCCUGGAGAGCCAGCCCCUCACCUUCACCCCCGAGGAGAUGGAGAAGUACAGCAAGCUCCAGCAGGCGGCCCAGCAGCACAUCCAGCAGCAGCUCCUCGCCAAGCAGGUGAAGGCCUUCCCCGCCUCGGCCGCCCUGGCCCCGGCCGCCCCGGCCCUGCAGCCCAUCCACCUCCAGCCGCCCGCCACGGCCGCGGCCGCGGCCACCUCCAUCACCACGGUGCAGCACGCCAUCCUGCAGCACCACGCGGCCGCGGCGGCCGCCGCCGCCGCCAUCGGCAUCCACCCGCACCCGCAGCCCCUGGCCCAGGUGCACCACAUCCCCCAGCCGCACCUCACCCCCAUCUCCCUGUCCCAUCUGACCCACUCCCUCAUCCCCGGCCACCCGGCCACCUUUCUGGCCAGCCACCCCAUCCACAUCAUCCCCGCCUCGGCCAUCCACCCGGGGCCCUUCGCCUUCCACCCCGUCCCCCACGCGGCCCUGUACCCCACGCUCCUGGCCCCCCGCCCCGCCGCCGCCACCGCCCUCCACCUCCACCCGCUGCUGCACCCCAUCUUCUCAGGGCAGGACCUGCAGCAUCCUCCCAGCCACGGCACCUGAGGGGGGGACGGGGAGGGCCGGAGGGGCCGCCCGCCCCCCCGGAGUGUCACUCAUGCGCGCCGCGGGCCGGGGAGUUGCUUGGCAGCCAAAGAACCGAGCCUGGGCUCGCGGCGGGGGGCGCGCGGCGGGUGUCGGGGGGGGGGUGGCGGCGCGCGAGGUUGGCGUCGGGCUUAAUGUCAGGGAUUUUGGGUUUCGGUUGUGUUUUUCUCCCACCUCUCACCUCUUUCCACACAUCCUGAGCCGGAGAGCCUCUUCACGGAUGAGCGGGCCUUCCCUUCGCCGGGCCGGGCGGGAAGGAUCUACGUAGACCCCUCCUCGUCCCCCCCACCGCGCUGCCCCCACCGCCACUCUUCCCUCCCCCUCCAGCUGACACUCCAGCACGGGGCUCUGGGCUCCGGGCCGGACGACCGACCGACCGGCCGUGCUCGGGAAUCGCCGUUCCCCUCGCCCGAGGCCUCCCGGCGCCGCCCCACGGGCCCGGGCGGAAGACGGGGGUCCGACCCCGCCACCCCGGGCGUCCGAAGCCGGAGCGACCUGGACCCCGGGACUCCCUCGGACUCCUCUUCCGCAGAAGAGCCGGGGUCGCAAGGGCGGCGUGCGGUCAUGCUGAUGUUGUUUUUUUUUUUUAAUUAUUAUUAUUUAUAGGAAUUUUUUUUUUUUAAACGUAAAGAAUUGCACUGAACUCUGUCACCGUCGAUGCUGCUUUUUGUAGCUCCCGAGAAGAAGGUUCCACAUUUGUAGUAUACUGCAAUAAUAUUUUUUACAGCCCGCUCUUUUAGCGCCCCAUCCCGCUGGCUUCGUGUAAAUAGGUUUGCCGCCGUCCCGCCCGGACCCCCGUGAAGUCCCCCGCCCCGCCGGACCCGACAGGCGGAACGCGCCUGCUCCUCGCUGAUGCAAAAAUGACUCAAGCAUGUAUAUUUUACCAAGCUCAUGUAUUUUUGAACUUUUUAUGUAUUAUAAAAUGUAAAAACCAAAAAAAACCCCAACAAAAAAGAAAAAGACAAAAAAAAAGGAAAAUCAUUUAGCAUCUUUGCUGAGAGAAAACGGGCCGCACGGUCUGGAGCGGGCGGGCGGCCUCUCGACUGGCGGAACCGGGGUCUCGGGGCGGCCACCGGCCCCCGCCCCGCUGCCCCCCCGGGAACCCUCUCGCUGUUCGUCGGUUCAAAAUGUGCCUUCUGGGAGACAGAC